Messenger RNA from Asterias rubens (European starfish), 837 nucleotides. Its product is annotated as GTP-binding nuclear protein Ran-like. Gene Ontology annotation, cellular component: nucleus; cytoplasm. Lineage: Eukaryota; Metazoa; Echinodermata; Asteroidea; Forcipulatida; Asteriidae. The record is from RefSeq and is a predicted model, not a curated record. Gene Ontology annotation, biological process: ribosomal subunit export from nucleus; protein import into nucleus. Bases 133 to 813 code for a protein of 226 amino acids. The transcript is spliced from 7 exons. Gene Ontology annotation, molecular function: GTPase activity; GTP binding.
UUUCAAUAAUUCAUUGCGCCAUGUCACAUUGAGUUAAACGUGAGUUCGUACGGAUCAUGCGCUGAAGAAAGAUCAUCAAGUCUUUGUUAUCUGCAAAAUCCUCAGACAUCCGUCAACUACACUUCUGCAACCAUGGCGUCAUUAGGUAUGGGAGGUCAAGAAAUGCCUGAUCCAUCCAAACCAACAGCAAAGUUCAAGCUUGUAUUAGUCGGAGAUGGAGGUACGGGGAAAACAACAUUUGUAAAGCGUCAUUUAUCGGGAGAGUUUGAGAAGAAAUAUAUUGCUACCCUCGGAGUAGAAGUUCAUCCCAUCAAGUUCAACACAAAUCGUGGGGUUAUCCAAUUCAAUGUCUGGGACACAGCUGGGCAGGAGAAAUUUGGCGGGCUACGUGAUGGUUACUACAUCCAAGGUCAAUGCGCAAUCAUCAUGUUUGACGUCACGUCCAGAGUCACAUACAAGAAUGUGCCCAACUGGUAUCGGGAUCUCACAAGGGUAUGCGAGAACGUCCCCAUCGUCUUGUGCGGGAACAAGGUUGACAUCAAGGACAGAAAGGUGAAAGCCAAGACCAUCACCUUCCACCGGAAAAAGAACCUCCAGUAUUACGACAUCAGCGCAAAGAGUAACUACAACUUUGAGAAGCCGUUCCUUUGGCUGGCCAGGAAGCUGCUCGGAGAUCCCAACCUCUGCUUCACAGAGAUGCCUGCUCUCCAGCCUCCAGAGGUCCAUAUAGACCAAAGUACCAUGCAGCAAUACGACAAAGAUCUUCAGGAAGCACAAAGCACAGCUCUGCCAGAUGAUGAUGAAGAUUUGUAAACUAAGUAGCCCUCCCAAUCUGUU